CUGCAGCCGCCCGAGCGACGAGCUGCCCCGCGCAGGCGAGGGGAGUCGACCUCUUGUUGUUCGGUUAGUUUUCAAACGCCUCUAAAGUCCCGCGGCAGGAGGAGCAUGGCUCGCUCGGGCUGAACACAACGCGGCGAAGGCGAACAUGGCUGAACAGGUCGGGGACAGCGUCGCUCAGCCCGCUUGCUUGACCAGAACGUAACGGUUGCGCGACCGACGUCCGCAAAAACAAGAGCGUGAAUCCAGCUCACGCGCUGGGUAGUUUUUUUUUUAGCCAAGUGUUUUGAAGUUUGAGGCUCAGUUCGUGUUCGUCUCACGGGUGAGAAUGGACCGAGGUGGCUGCCAGAUGAGCGGCGGCGGUGGAGGCGGCGGCGGCGGCAGUGUGGCUGACGGGCCUGACCGAGGCGGGAUGAUCUCCCUGGAGGACCUGGAGUCUUUCUCCGAGGACCAGCUGUCAGACUCGCACAGCCUGGAGGACGACGCGGAGGUCAUGGAGGAGGACGAGAAUUCGGACCGGCUGCUGCAAUACUGGCAGGACAUAGCCAGGGGACACCAAGUGGACGUUUCUCAAGACAUGGCAGAACCCAUUCAGCAGCUGACCAGCAACAAUGACGGACGCAGCACCAGAGAACACAUCCCAUUCACUCUGCUCGCACGGAGAGAAAAGUGCGGAAAACUGCUCUACGAGAAACGGCACUAUGAAAAGGGUCAAUGGGCUUGUAUAACAAUGCGUGAGGACACUUACGAACAGAGCAUCUGUUAUGGUUUUAUGAGGAUAAUGAGAUACAUCUGCAAGGAGAAUUCUGUAGGCAACUACCUGGGCAUGACGCUCCCCAUCGUGACGAUAGUACGCACAAAUGAGAACCACUCUGUGAUCUCCCAUGGCGUCACCGUGGCAUACUACCUUCCUGUUGAGCAUCAGGCCCAGCCCCCACAACCUACUGACAGCGAGAUCAUCAUAGAGAACUGGCCCACCACUGUGGUGUUCACAAGGCCCUUCACUGGUCCCACCAAUGAAGUGACCAUCAUUGAACAGAUCAACGCUAUGGCAGAGGUGCUAGACUCUCCCAGCGUGUGUGUCAAUGACUCAUUCAUUGUGGCCGGCUACACCAACCCUGCUCACAGCGACCGUCAAAAUGAGAUCUGGUUCCUUGAGCGACGCUGAGGGACGGGCGACGUAGCAGCAUCCUUGUAUCUGUGACCUUGAGCCUAAUAAAGACUCCUUCAACACUGCCCCAACCCAGCUACAGCCUCAGGUGCAAAAUCCCCUCUGUAAUCAGCCACUGCUACGUGAAACCACCACCAGCCCAUCACACCCCUCAGCAUUUCAGUCUUGAUUAAAAAAAACAAACAACUCAUACAUUACUCAAACCUCAGUGAAUUUUCAUUCACGUUCAUUUAGCUAUAUCCUUAUCUUACCUCUAACAGCUGAACAAAACCACUGCCAUUCACUCAUGGACACAACCCAACCGCUUAGGUGAAGUGUAGCGUUAUUCUCCCGCUCUCACACCGAGAUGACCAGAACCUUUCCUGAGCACAGCGUUCUCUCGUUAAAGUCGUUUUAACAGUUUUAACUCUUAGCACUCCGGGACAUAGUAACCAUCGAGUCAGAAAGAUGUAACAGCAGCAGGUCUUUAUGCAGCCUUAUUACUCCCCCCUUUCUACGAUGUCUUGUCAUGUGGGCUGAAGUUCAAUUCAAACUGUUUCUCUGUCGUUCUCAAGCUUUCUGAAUUGAUUUCAACCCUGACACUAUUGAUCCACUACAGACAUAAACUGACUACACUCUGUGAUGCCAAUCACACUGCAUAUUUUUGCUUUAACAAUAAGUGCAAUACUUACCAGACAACCAGCAACAACAAGCCAGUAACAACAGUUCCUGAGCCGCUGACGUGUUCAGUCGCAGGUAUUGUGGGUGGGGAACAGUAGCGCAACACAACCUGACAAACAACAUCCAAUCCAGAACCGGUGGAUUAAACCAGAGAUACACUAUACACACAAUAAGGAGACAACAAUGUAGACGACGAACACACGUGAAUGUAACGUGGUCAUGUGUGUUAGUGCAUGAAUGUAUAGCUACAGGGAGAGAGGGUGAGGACAAACAGAACACUUCUAGAAACCAAACGCUGAAAAACUCACUGAUCCUACUGCUGAAUGACAAUCAUAGAGUACUUAUUAUAUGUACAUUCUUUUCUUCAGAGAAAACAAUGUAACGAAACCAAUGCAUUCCUCAUGGUUCAAGGCACAUUCACACACAGGAAUAAGUAUGUACCUCUUUAUCAUGCUCUUUCUAUUGCUACUCUGUGUCAAUGUUAGUGAGUAUGCAUUCACUACUGUAUCGCAAACGCCACUGCUUCUGAGUAGGAACAGCGUAACAAAGAAAAUUAGAGCACAAAGAAAUACCUCUACUGUGAUUAUACUCUUAUUACAUAGACAGCAAUUGAAUUGUGUUCUUAGUUCAAGCUGUAUUUAAUGUUCUAUCACCAGUAUAAGAAGUCAAAAUGAAAGAUGUAUGUUUAGCUUUGCUAUGUUUGAAAUAAAACAUACCAGUACCAUGCAAAAAACCAAGCAAAGCAUCAACCCAACUCCACCUACUACACGGUAAUAUAGGAAUGUUUCUGCUUCGGAAAUUAAUUUACUGCUUGGGUGCAAGUAAAAUAAAACUGGAAGUCAAUUA
Molecule: messenger RNA, 2674 nt
Organism: Paralichthys olivaceus (Japanese flounder)
Lineage: Eukaryota; Metazoa; Chordata; Actinopteri; Pleuronectiformes; Paralichthyidae
Gene: soul3
Product: heme-binding protein soul3
Molecular function (GO): heme binding
Source: RefSeq, a predicted model, not a curated record